AUGGAUGGAAUCUGCCAUGUAUUAUUAAAUAUUGCAUAUCCGUAUAUAUACACCCUAACAAAGGAGCUACUUGUUCAAAUACAAUAUACAAAGGAGGAGAAACCACUUGCUGUAUUCCAACUUGUGAUAGCAACACUUUCAUUCUAUCAAAUCCCAAAAGAGAAGAAGCUUGAAAAGAAAUGGUUGCAUUGGAUUGGUAGAUCUGGUUUCAUUCCAAACAAGUAUCACAGAGUUUGUUCAAAACACUUUGUGGGUGGCAAGAAGACCUGCCUUAACAACACUCCGUGUUUAGUACAAAAACUGUUGAUGCCCAAACAACCAAACCCUAGAACCACAUCAAAAUGUAGGGACAGGAAAGCAAUACCAAAAAGGAAAACUGAUGAGAUACAAGGGGAGUCAAAGCUGAAGGAUGUUAGAAUUUUAGAACUUGAACAGUUAGUUAAGAAAUUAAAGCAGGAAAAGGAAGAGCAACAAGAGGAGAUAUUGGAACUAAAGAAGAAAGUGGAACAAUAUGAUAUGGAGAGACAGCUGGAGAAGGAGAAGUGUGGUCAAAAAAGAAUAUUAACACCUGAGGAAGAGCUAUUUUUGUGUCUUGCGAGACUUCGAUUAGGCUUGUUAGAGAAAAAUUUGUCUGACGGAUUCUAUGUAUCAAUAUCACAAGAGUAUGUUAGAAGUACAAUGCCAGAAAACAUAAAAGACAAUUAUCCCAAAACCAGAGUUAUAGUUGAUUGUACAGAACUAUUUAUUGACACUCCAUCUCAACCACGAAGCCAAAGUGCUACAUUCUCAACUUACAAGAAUCAUAACACUGAGUUGUAUGCUGGGAAUACAUCAGAUAAACAAUUGACACAGGACUGUGGAACUUUAGAUCUUCUUGAAGAGGGUGAUGAGAUAAUGGCAGACAGGGGCUUUGAAAUUGAGGAUUGUUUACCCCAUGGUGUUUCCUUAAACAUACCACCUUUUCUUGGUGACCAGUUACAGUUUUGUCAAGCUGAUGAAGUUAAAACUCAAAGAAUAGCAAAGCAUCAAAUCCAUGUAGAAAGAGCUAUACAGCGAAUUAAAACCUUCGGCAUUCUGAAACACGACUUGCCGAUAUCAAUGGCAGCUGAUUUUAACAAGAUUUGGGUUGUUUGCGCAUAUCUAACCUUGUUUUUCAGACCAUUAAUUCGGGAACAUGAGGAAUGA
Molecule: messenger RNA, 1185 nt
Organism: Dendronephthya gigantea
Lineage: Eukaryota; Metazoa; Cnidaria; Anthozoa; Malacalcyonacea; Nephtheidae
Exons: 4
Coding region: 1-1185 (394 amino acids)
Source: RefSeq, a predicted model, not a curated record